This is a messenger RNA of Camelina sativa (false flax), 382 nucleotides long. Lineage: Eukaryota; Viridiplantae; Streptophyta; Magnoliopsida; Brassicales; Brassicaceae. The record is from RefSeq and is a predicted model, not a curated record.
UGAUACUUAUGGUUGUUAUUGCAGGUCUCAUCAUCGUCGAUGGAAGUGGGAGUGGUGCCAGAUGGUGGAUCCGUGGCUGAUGUUUCAUAUCCUUACGGUGGUUCUGCAACAAGUGGAGCUGAUCCGGGGAGUCAGAGGGCUGUACCGUUGACGUCGGCUGAGAGAGAGGCGAGGGUGAUGAGGUACAGAGAGAAGAGAAAGAACAGGAAGUUUGAGAAGACCAUAAGGUAUGAUUCACGUAAAGCGUACGCUGAGAUGAGACCGAGGAUCAAGGGGAGGUUUGCGAAGCGGACGGAUACGAGUGAGAGCAACGAUGCGGUUGCCCAUGGAGGUAUCUUUAGUGGGUUUGGACUUGUACCUACAUUUUAGAUAUUGAGAGAGA